AUGCUUCUUCGGCAAACCUGCACGCGAUGGGCGCCUAAUGGGAGCCAGGUCUCCAACUCCCGCGUGCGAUGCCUCACAGGCGCAGUGCGGCGCGUCUCACAUCAGUCUAUAAAGCAGUUAACUAUAGGAGUGUCCUCUGCCGUCUUUGUUUUUAUCUCGUAUUCUUUAUUCACCAACCCUCCAUGGAGUCAUGCGAGCAUUGCGGCUGACCAGCCACUCUCAUACCAGCAUUUUAUCCCUGCGUCCAUAAUUGAGUCCAAGGAAAGCGGCCCUGCUACCAAACUAAUUACACUCUCCAUACCGAAAGCUUUAGCUCCUGAGGACUGUCAUCCAAUAUAUUCGGUCUACAUCAAAGAUGACGAUCUUCAGAUAGAACGCCCGUAUACUCCAUUGUUUGGGGUGGAAAAGAAUGGGGAAAUGGUUUUCUGGAUCAAACGGUAUGAAGGUGGAGAGGUCGGAAGGUGGUUACAUUCCAAGAACGUUGGUGACACUGUCGAGAUUCGCGGCCCAGUCCCCACCUUGAGUUUGGCCAAAGAAAUGGAGAAUGACUGGGAUCAAAUUAUCAUGAUCUCUGGUGGAACCGGCAUCACGCCGUUCUUCCAGCUGCUUCACCUCUUUCUGCAGGACGGUUCGGGUAAAGCGGUGACCAAGCCACACAUCACCCUGCUUCAUUCUUCCCCUAAUCCCGAAGAACUCCCACCACCUAUUAUUCUCUCAACACUCCGAUCUCUUGAACAGUCUCAUCCUGGUGCUUUUACCCUCAAAGUCUUCGUCGACAGUCCACAUCCAUCCUCUUUUGCGUACAGUGAUGCCUCAUUCAAGCCUUUGCAUAUCGGCCGGAUAACAAAGCGGGACAUCAAUGCUACAUUGGAGGAACUUGGGCUUUGGGGCCGCUCAUUGCCGUCUAAAAGCUCGCUCCUUUCUUGGCUAAACCCCUUCUCAUACUUGUCGCGCCCCUCUCACACCACUUCAUCCUCUCCACAGCUGCCCGAAAAAGUGCUUUUCCUAGUCUGUGGCCCAGAACCGAUGAUAAAUGCUAUCGCUGGUCCCCGUGCGCGAGACCUUACAUCAGGCCCAGUACGGGGUGCAUUAGGGGCGCUUGGAUUCACUGCUGGCCAGGUUAGAAAGCUUUGAAGUCUGUAUGUAUCGAUCGGGUGGUUGACAUGUGUGGAAGACUCUUGAUGUCAGCAUAUGUCCUCUAAUAUUCUUUCAGGUUUCCAUGAAAUUGAGUUUUGCUUCCUCAAAAAUAGACAAACAGGAUGGCGAUUCCCGAUUUCCGAAAGGCAGAUGAACUUCCUGCAUAGGCCGUGUAUGGCUGUCACCGUUUCUUGGCUGGCGUGAAAAGCUCAGACUGAACUAUCCAUGACCCUCCCUCCGUUUUUUUAGGAGAUGCUUCGCCACAGUUAGCGUACAUUGAGUACGCCCCAAUACGCAUCUCUGACCAGUGACAUCUACGCGACAACGAG
Molecule: messenger RNA, 1466 nt
Organism: Cantharellus anzutake
Lineage: Eukaryota; Fungi; Basidiomycota; Agaricomycetes; Cantharellales; Hydnaceae
Exons: 3
Coding region: 1-1134 (377 amino acids)
Molecular function (GO): oxidoreductase activity
Source: RefSeq, a predicted model, not a curated record